CAGUCGGGACCAAUAGACAGCCGAGGCUAUGUGGCUAGUAGUGUAGCCACGCCUUUGAUUCACGUCAUGUAACAGCAACACACUCAAGGUUAUGGUUAUGUAGUUUAUGCUAGAAGGAGAAUGGGCUCAUAUCUGACAAGUAUCUGCUGGCCAGUCACCCUCUGACAGGAUGCAUAUCGCUGAUUUUGUGUCUGGAUCAUUUGCAGGGGCAUGUGGAGUUGCAGUGGGCUACCCUCUGGACACUGUGAAGGUCCGGAUCCAAACCCAGAGACAGUUCACUGGGGUAUCGCAGUGUAUAGCGGCAACAUUUUCAAAAGAAGGGGUUCAUGGCUUCUUCAAAGGCAUGUCCUUACCCAUCACCACGAUCUCAAUGACGUCCUCGGUGGUGUUUGGCACAUACAGGAACUGCCUGCAGUGUCUGAGCCAGGCGCGAGGAGCUGCAGGUGGUCCCAACACCAAACUAGAAGUCUUCCUGUCUGGCUUGGCGGGAGGUAUAGCUCAGACGUCGGUGAUGUCUCCAGGUGACAUAGUGAAAGUACGUCUGCAGUGUCAGACUGAGUCCAAGCGACGAGGAACAAACAUGCCCAAACCCAAGUACAGUGGUCCAGUUCACUGCCUGCUGAGCAUUAUCAAAGACGAGGGGUUCAUGGGGCUCUACAGAGGAGCGCUCCCGUUGAUGCUGAGAGACGGGCCGUCAUUCGCAAUAUACUUCCUGUCAUACGCAACCUUCUGUGAAUGGCUGACGGACAGCGGAAAGAAAGGACCAAAUUGGAGUGGUGUGAUGCUAUCCGGUGGAUUAGCAGGAAUGGUAGCUUGGAGUUGCGGAACGCCCAUGGAUGUGAUCAAAGCCCGUCUGCAGAUGGACGGAGCGCGGGAGACGAAGCGAUACAAGGGUUUCUUUCACUGCAUCAGUGAGACAGUGAGGGUGGAGGGAGCGGGGGUCUUCUUUAGGAGCUUAGGCAUCAACUGCAUACGGGCAUUCCCCGUCAACAUGGUUGUGUUUGUUAUAUAUGAAGUUCUCACUGGUUUUCUAAAAGGAACCGGACCCGACAGUGUUGACCCUCCUCGUUUACGGUUCGGAUAGUAUUAUCUGACUACAUUCAUAAUGCCUCAUAUGCCCUUUUCAACCCAAACCCUCCAAAAAUAGGAGAUACAUGAGUAUGUCUUUCUGAAGUGUCGAGCCUGAUUUCCACCGGGCUGCGCUGCGUUUAACAUAAUCUGGUAUUUAAUUUAAUUUUAGCUAGUAAGUGGGUUUUAGUGGGUGAUCUGUCCAGUGAAAAGGGACUAUAUCAUGUUUGAGUUUUUCUGUUUACAUUUAAGGCUAUUUCUACAUUUGAUAUGCAUAACAGGACAAGACAUUUAGCAAGAAAAUGUGUUGCAUUGCAGUAUUUUAAUGGAAUAAUUGUUUCGACAGCUGCCGUUUGAGCCUUCAGUAACAUAUAUAACUAUUAGUUAGGAUGGGUAAUGUAUCCUAAUAUUCUCAGGGGGUAAUUUGUCACUAAUACACACUGUUGGUGUCAUAGAUUGAACCAGCAAACCUCUGACCACUAGAUGGCCUCCCUGACCAAGUUGUUACCUUUUUUUUGCUGCAUGACUUUUGCAGCGCACUGAGCAACCUCAUCAGUUUUAGACUGCUAAAACAUAAGCUAAGUUCGACUGUUUUCAAGAGCAUUCAAGGCCUUGAAUUUAGAAUUAAUGAAUGAGCUGCAGCACGCACAAUUAACCCGUCCAGUCUCUCGCUGCAUGUUUGCAUAUUAUAUCAUCUAUGAUUUAUUUCCAGCUCAGUAGCAAAAUGACUGGACAAUCUAAAUAAAACACAAGAAGUUGGAGCACAUCGGUAAAAUAUUAAGGUCAAAAUACAUAUUUUUAAGGGAGGUUUGGUCUCACACAAUCUUGGGACACAAUCAGGGUUUCUCUACCAGAGGAAAAAUGAAAAUGUGAAUAAUAUUUUGUGUAACUUGUUUGUAUGAUUAUCAAGAAAAAUACUUAUCAUGGCCUCCAUAGACCUAAACUUACAAAAUAAUGCUUGGAAAAUUAUAUAAUGUGUGGUGCCAAGAAAUAGUAAGUGAAAAAACUCUGAUUUUGCUGCAUUUUUGCUAAAUUUAGUCAGAAAAUGUUGUUUUAUGGGGAAAAAAAUUGGGUUUAGUUACUGGUAAAUCUAAUUUUACAGCAUUGACCUCAACCAAAUGUGUCCUGCAUGUGAUGAUCACAUUUCCACAUUGGCCAGGAGGAUUUUUUGAACUUUUCCCAAUAUAUAAUAGUUUGAUUUUAUUAAUAUUUUGGGAAUGUCUAUGAUGAAUGGAUCUCUUCAGUUCAUGCCACAGAAUCUCAAUGGAUUUAGGUCAGGAGUGAUCUUAAGCAACUACUAAGAAACAUUACUUUCUUAUGCCUGGAACAUUUUAUUGAUUUAUUUGUGACUGUGUUUUCUGUGCUCCCAAACUCUAUUAAACAUCAGUUGACUAACCCUAAAACUA
Molecule: messenger RNA, 2474 nt
Organism: Centropristis striata (black sea bass)
Lineage: Eukaryota; Metazoa; Chordata; Actinopteri; Perciformes; Serranidae
Gene: slc25a47a
Product: solute carrier family 25 member 47a
Exons: 6
Coding region: 170-1084 (304 amino acids)
Biological process (GO): transmembrane transport
Cellular component (GO): mitochondrion
Molecular function (GO): transmembrane transporter activity
Source: RefSeq, a predicted model, not a curated record